Molecule: messenger RNA, 2268 nt
Organism: Cuscuta europaea
Lineage: Eukaryota; Viridiplantae; Streptophyta; Magnoliopsida; Solanales; Convolvulaceae
Source: the annotation of a GenBank genome assembly
AUUUGGUGUGUGUUUGGUAUUUUUAGGGUCAAAAUUUGAGAAUUAACUUCGACACCGGCAUUUGAGAAGUAAUCGAGAGAGUUGAGAUGCAUUUAAGAGUUGAUUAGCAUAAUUGGAAGUUUAAAAGGUGCUAAAGACAAAGUAUUGAAGACAAGGGAGCUCAAAGAUCAAAUACGAGAUCAAACGAGGACAAAUAGAGCUUGAAAACGGCGAUCAGGAUAACGUUAUGUCAAUCGUUCGAGCAUAUCUUUUCGUAUAAAUAUUCAAAUGAUGCGAUUCAGGUUCCAUAUGAAAGAUAGCUUAAAGGUCUACCAUUCACACGAAGACACCAUGACGAGAAUGUGAGAGGAUCAAGGUGAAAAUAGAUGAUUAAGUCAGACAAUUGUUGUUGAGAUUUCAUGAUGCGACCUUGCACCAUUUUAUCCAUAUCUCUUAAUAGGAUUAUAUAAUUCCAGUUUUGAAAGUUGUGGUGGAUAUUGAAAUUCAUUAGCUAUAACUAUGAUGAGGUAAGAAAAGUCAAAUUCAGAAGGGAGAAGCGCGCGUCGUGCGCACGAAUGAAAAAUGCACACCAUGUGCAAAAGAAGAAAUCACGUAUAGGCUAAUGGAGGCCACGCAUGCCGUGUGUGGCAAAUUUUACGCUCCGGGUACUCCGGACGCAUGGGAGACACGCACGCUGUGCAUGUGCACCGUGCAUGCCCUCAAUUUUUCCGUUUUCGGCCUGAAUUGCUUCGUUUUCUAUUAAAACAUCCCCUAAACCCUUUUUUUAGGCAAAAGCCUAUCGAGAGUGCUGAGGACGAAUUUUUCAAUACUUUGAACAUUGGAUAUUCAAGAUCCUAUGAUUAUUUGCCAUCUGUACAAGAACACCAUCCUAUGCCUAAGGGAAGACGCUUAGAGAUGCUUGGGAUUGCAGGAGAAGAGCAACAGAUUCCCUUCAAUGAAUUUAUGGGUGCAGCAGAAUAUUUUGGUGGACAAAUGCUGGAUGGGAUGAACAAGCUGGUCCUUAUCAAUGAUAAACACUAUGAGCAUCUGACACAGGUCAAUGCAACUCUUGAAUCUGGUUUCAAGCACCUAUCAGACACCCUUGCAACCUCACUACACAACUUCAUGACCUCAUCCAAUGCAAAGGUUGAUGCCAUCUCCACUGAAGUGAACACUAUCAAGAACGUUCUCUCAUCCAUGGAUCAAACUAUGAACUCCUAGCAUACCACUCUAACCUCCUUAUCUCAGGCUGUUAACUCCCUACAGAGGUCUGAUAUUCAAAUCGAAGAGAACCUCAAGAGCCUUCACACCCUUUGCAGAGAACACUCUGACCAAGGCAAGUUACUCCUGACCGCUGACAAAGAAAGGUAUCAGAAGAUGGUCCUUUUGGAAGCCAACAACAAAGAUAUCCUCUCUGCUAUUCAGAAGCAGCAAGGAUUGAUAGAGGGACUCACAUCUGUUACACAGACUCUACCAGAAGCCCUCGAACAGAUUGCUUCUACUCAAGCGUCAAAAUUCCAGAAACUCUCUCUCAUGAUUGGUGAUCUAGAUGAUGCCAAAAAGGGGAAAGAAGACCCCAACAUCCUAAGCCUCGCCCUAUCAGAACUUCUGGCAGAGUAUCCUCUUAUGUUGAACCAGCUGUUGAUCCUGCACCAUAUUUUGAAGCUGCCAUUCAGAAGAAGCGUUUAGCUGGCAUUUCUAGGCCCCCAUCUCCACAGAAGAAAGGAUCUAAGAAAAAGAAGGCUCUGAGUUUAAGAGAUUGGAGAUUGGGUGGAUCUCAAAGGAUUGAUAAAUCCCAGUUAGAUGAGAUGAAACAAAAGAUGACUCCCACUCAGCAGCAGAACCUAUAUCUUGACAGAGAUGGUCUUGUAAAGGUCAGACAUGGUGGUUCCUUGGAAGAAGCUGAAUUUUGGUAUCUCAACAAAAUUCUUCUGGGAAAGGACAUUCAUGAGGGUGUCCUUAGUUAUCUGGAUUGCAAGCUCUCACCUAUCUGGGCCUCACAUCAGAGCACUGACAAUCUUGUAGGAAUUUGAGAAGCUGUCAAUGCAGAGAUAAAGAGAUUGCAAGAACGGGAAGAUGAAGCUUUGGCUGCGGCAGCAAGGGAAAAUCUGUAAAGGAUUACCCUUGUAAACCUUAUGUCAAUAAAAGAACAACUCUGCCUUUCACUUUGUAAGGCAAUUACUCACAAUCUGUCUCUUUUGCUUGUUUUUUAAUUGUUUUCAGUAUAUUUUGUUAUUAUCUACUAUCUGAAUGUACUGUACUCUUACUAUCUUCCUAUGCUAAGUUGCC